AUUCGGAUAAGGAGAAACGGGGUUGGACGAAGCCGAAUUAGGGUUUUUGUGUCGAGAUUCGGGGAAAAGGGCGAUGAUCGAGCCGAGUAGGAGAUCCCCGGAUGGCUCUCCUCCGCCGCCGCCGCCUCCGCCGCGGGAUCGGAGCGGAGGCGGCGGCGCCGCCGACGAGCUCCGGCGACGCGGCAGCGUCGGAGGCGGAGGCGGGGAAGGGGGAGGAGAAGAAGGUGGGGAGCCUCCUCGCGGCGGCGAUGAAGAAGUACGCGGUGCCCCGCUCCUCGAGCUACCACGGGGUCACGAGGUUGAAGUGGAGUGGCAAGUAUGAGGCGCAUCUGUGGGACAAUACGAGCCAAGUCGAAGGCCGGAAACGCAAGGGGAAACACGUGUAUCUGGGAAGCUACGAGUCAGAGGAGAAGGCGGCUAGGGCACAUGACCUUGCAGCGCUUAAAUACUGGGGUCCUGGCCCAAAUGCCAAACUUAACUUCUCAGUAUCAGACUACGAGAAAGAGCUCGAGGUAAUGAAGACCAUGUCUCAGGAAGAAUUUGUGGCCUACGUAAGGAGGACAAGCAGUUGCUUCUCUAGAGGAGCUUCAGUGUACAGAGGAGUAACAAGAAGGAAGGACGGAAAAUGGCAAGCCCGAAUUGGUCGGGUUGGCAGUCGGGAUGCCAAAGAUAUCUACCUUGGAACUUUCGAUACUGAAGAAGAAGCAGCCGAAGCUUAUGACAUUGCGGCCAUCGAACUGCGAGGUGUCAAUGCUGUAACGAACUUUGAUAUCAGCAACUACUGUGACGGAGGUCUGAAGCAAUUGGACGCCCCGUGCAACCUGGAAACAUAAGGGCCCGAUAGAACUUAAACACUUACCAAAGAAAUGAAUGUAUAUUCAUUUACCAAUUCCUAAUACCUUUAGAUCAUAUCUUUGUUCUCUUAUUUUUCUUUUUUAGUUGUAAAAUGUAGCAGCUAUAUUACUGCUCGCGGAAAAGGUUUUGAGAGGCGGUAGUUGGGAUCAGGGAUAGGUUUUCUUAGAUCAGAUCAGAAGGGACUUUGCUAACCUUUGUUUCCUACAGGAAUUAAUUACUUUCUCUAACCUUUUCCACCUUAAACCUUCUCAUGCUCCUAUAAGGAAUGUUAACUCAAUGAGGCAUUUAAAUUCCAAAGCUCUGCAAUACCUGUUGCAUAUCAGUUUUA
Molecule: messenger RNA, 1183 nt
Organism: Ananas comosus (pineapple)
Lineage: Eukaryota; Viridiplantae; Streptophyta; Magnoliopsida; Poales; Bromeliaceae
Product: AP2-like ethylene-responsive transcription factor AIL1
Exons: 8
Coding region: 102-833 (243 amino acids)
Biological process (GO): regulation of DNA-templated transcription
Molecular function (GO): DNA-binding transcription factor activity; DNA binding
Source: RefSeq, a predicted model, not a curated record